Messenger RNA from Puccinia graminis f. sp. tritici CRL 75-36-700-3, 1482 nucleotides. RefSeq lists its product as uncharacterized. The record is from RefSeq and is a predicted model, not a curated record. Gene Ontology annotation, cellular component: SMN complex. Gene Ontology annotation, molecular function: protein binding; RNA binding. Gene Ontology annotation, biological process: spliceosomal snRNP assembly. The coding region runs from base 156 to 1139 and encodes 327 amino acids. Lineage: Eukaryota; Fungi; Basidiomycota; Pucciniomycetes; Pucciniales; Pucciniaceae. The transcript is spliced from 7 exons.
AGGCUGGCAAACGGCUAAACCACUGAACUUCUACUAAAUAAUCCCAAGACAUUCAACAAGAGCCAACUCGAGCACUACACAUAGCAGUUGUACACUUUAAGUUUGUUUGAGCCUUUGGAGUUUGAUCCUCUGUACUCACUCCCCUCUCAUACACCAUGGCUUCAACAACACGGACUCAGGUUCCUAAGUCUACCCCUCUGGUUUGCUCAGGACACACACGACCGAUCCCAUCGAUAUCAUUCUCGAGUCUCCAGCCGGAUGGACAAUACAUGAUUAUUUCUGCUUGCAAAGAUGGUAAACCUAUGUUACGAGACUGGAUGGGUGAUUGGAUUGGAACGUUUCUGGGUCACAAGGGUGCCGUUUGGUCGGCGAAAUUGAAUCAAGACGCGAGUCUAGCAGUAACCGGAUCGGCAGACUUCUCUGCCAAGGUAUGGGAUACGUUCAGCGGCGAUGUAGUACACACAUUCCAGCACGAUCACAUCGUCAGGGCAGUUGACAUCAGUCCGAGUGGUUCACAUAUCUUCACGGGAGGGAUGGAGAAGAAGCUACGACGUUACGACCUUUCACGACCGGAGGAGCAGCCAGAUGAAUUCAUUGCGCCUGGCUCGACGACAGCACACGAGGGGAUGAUCAAGAGUGUGAUUUGGGAUGAGCCCCACCGAUUGAUCAUCAGUGCUGGGGACGAUAAGCGGAUACGUUGGUGGGAUGCACGGCAGGGUGGAGGCAGCUCGGGUAGCUUUGUCUCCGAGUUGGAGUUUCCAGAUGGCUUGUUGAGCGUCGAACGGAGCUUUGGAAGCGACUGGCUCUCCGUAGGAUCGGGCAAGAAGGCCAUGUUCUUGGAUACCGACACUCGAGAGAUCAUCUUCCAACACGUCCUCACUUAUCCCGUUUCCUCUUGCUCUCUCGCCCCUCGGACUCGCGAUCGAUUUGUUACUGGAAGCUCCAACGAUGGCUGGGUUCGAGUCUAUGAUGCAAUCUCAGGUGAAAUGAAAGAAGAAAAUAAAGGUCAUCAUGGUCCAGUACAUUCUAUUGCUUUUUCACCUGAUGGAGAGCUAUAUGCUUCAGGCUCUGAAGAUGGUACCAUCAGAUUAUGGCAAACGACACCGAAGAACUAUGGGCUAUGGAGGUAUGAUGCUUAGCAUUGCGCGAAUUGCCCACAAAAACGCUUAAAACACAAAUCAACUUUAUAUUUCCAUCUCAAAUCAGACCUUCAACUUGUCCUUUUCUUUUCUUUUCAUCUCCUCUUCCCUGUUUCUCUUUUUUCCCUUCUUUUUACAUAUGGAAACUUGCAGCCUUUGUUUUGUUUUUAUUUAUCUUUUUCCUUUUUUGAGGCUGUGAAUAAGCGGUGCAACAUCAUGAGAGGAAUCAUAGGAGCACGCCUACCGAAAGAAAACAUUUUCUGAUUUUUUUUGUUCUCUCUCUGCCCUGUUCUGCAUCACUUUUGCAUACCGAUUUCAAGAGAUCCUUUUUGGCUGUUGAAAU